Messenger RNA from Pygocentrus nattereri (red-bellied piranha), 1600 nucleotides. RefSeq names its product serine/threonine-protein phosphatase PP1-beta catalytic subunit. The transcript is spliced from 8 exons. The record is from RefSeq and is a predicted model, not a curated record. Gene Ontology annotation, cellular component: cytoplasm; nucleus. The coding region runs from base 33 to 1016 and encodes 327 amino acids. Gene Ontology annotation, biological process: regulation of circadian rhythm; circadian regulation of gene expression. Gene Ontology annotation, molecular function: protein serine/threonine phosphatase activity. NCBI's taxonomy places the organism in Eukaryota, Metazoa, Chordata, Actinopteri, Characiformes, Serrasalmidae.
CUGAUUCGUUCGGCAAGUAAAACACUUCAGAUAUGGCGGAGGGGGAGCUGGACGUCGAUUCGCUCAUCUCCAGGCUUUUAGAGGUGCGAGGAUGUCGCCCAGGGAAAAUUGUGCAGAUGACGGAGGCGGAGGUCCGGGGACUCUGCAUUAAGUCCAGAGAGAUUUUCCUGAGCCAGCCCAUUCUUCUGGAGCUGGAGGCCCCACUUAAAAUCUGCGGUGAUAUCCAUGGUCAGUACACUGAUCUGUUGAGGCUGUUUGAGUAUGGGGGUUUUCCUCCGGAGGCGAAUUACCUCUUCCUGGGUGAUUACGUGGAUCGAGGGAAGCAGUCUCUGGAGACUAUCUGCCUGCUUCUAGCCUACAAGAUCAAAUACCCUGAAAACUUCUUCCUGCUGCGUGGCAACCAUGAGUGCGCCUCUAUCAACCGCAUCUACGGCUUCUAUGAUGAGUGCAAGCGCAGGUUCAAUAUCAAACUGUGGAAGACGUUCACUGACUGUUUCAACUGUCUCCCCAUCGCAGCCAUUGUUGAUGAGAAAAUAUUCUGCUGCCAUGGAGGCCUUUCUCCAGACUUGCAGUCUAUGGAGCAGAUCAGACGGAUUAUGAGACCCACAGAUGUACCUGACACAGGGCUGCUGUGUGACCUGCUGUGGUCAGACCCAGAUAAAGACGUCCAGGGCUGGGGUGAGAAUGACCGUGGUGUGUCCUUCACAUUCGGAGCCGAUGUGGUCAGCAAGUUCCUCAACCGCCACGAUCUGGACCUCAUCUGCAGAGCGCACCAGGUGGUGGAGGAUGGUUAUGAGUUCUUUGCUAAGAGGCAGUUGGUCACUCUGUUCUCUGCUCCAAACUACUGCGGAGAAUUUGAUAAUGCCGGGGGCAUGAUGAGCGUGGACGAAACCCUCAUGUGCUCUUUCCAGAUUCUGAAGCCUUCGGAGAAGAAGGCCAAGUACCAGUACGGGGGGAUGAAUUCGGGACGUCCUGUUACACCCCCCCGCACAGCCACCCCUCCCAAAAAACGGUGAACAUCCGAAAGAGCAAUGAGUGAAGAGUAGAGAGAGAACGAAUCGGGGAUGAAGUACAAGAAGUAAAUGAGUGUGAAGCUCCCUCCGCAGUUUCUACAACGACGGAAAAACAAUGUAGUUAAAAUGACGCAAGAAGCAACCUUUCUGAUUUUAAAACACUUAAAACCCCCCAUACCCCUCCAUCUCCCACACUCUUCUGUAUUCCUGUAUUGUUUUUUUCUCCAUCUUUCAGUCCCAUUUUUUGUGUAACCACGUUUUUCAAUGAAGUGUUUUGGGGACAAAAAAGAAAAAAAAAAGUAUAGACACUGACAAACACAUACACACACACACACACACACACACACACACACACACACACACACGCAUAACAUACCCACCAGUGUAUCUGUCUGCAUAUCAGAGUGCUCCGUUUUCUUCUUUUUCUUUUUGGUUUUGCUUUUGCCUGUGACAGAAUGUUGUACAUUGACUAGCUCUUCUUUUUUCUAGUUUACUCUUUCAUUCUUCCAAACCUGUUUGAGAAAAGCAGGAAUACAUAAAUAAACCAAUAACUUCAUCUGGGUUUUCAGUAAAUAAACCAGAAUAAA